Cricetulus griseus (Chinese hamster) is the source of this 1976-nucleotide messenger RNA. Lineage: Eukaryota; Metazoa; Chordata; Mammalia; Rodentia; Cricetidae. The record is from RefSeq and is a predicted model, not a curated record.
CCGAUGGGUCACGUGGCGAAUCAGCCCAGUAGCGGGCGGAGCUGCAAGGGUACUUAGUGGUGCGCUCCAGAGGCCAGGAGCGGCUCGGUUCGGCUCGGCGGCUGCAGGCCCAGGCUGUAGCGCUGCGCUCGGUGGGUGCAGGAUCCAGCUUCCAGAAUGUGGUGGUCCUUGAUUCCGCUCUCUUGCCUGCUGGCACUGGCAAGUGCCCACAACAAGCCUUCCUUCCACCCACUGUCGGAUGACCUGAUUAACUAUAUCAACAAACGGAAUACGACAUGGCAGGCUGGACGCAACUUCCACAAUGUUGACAUAAGCUAUCUGAAGAGGCUGUGUGGUACCAUCAUGGGUGGACCCAAGCUGCCUGAAAGGGUUGCGUUCGCUGAGGACAUGGAGCUACCUGAAAACUUUGAUGCCCGGGAACAGUGGUCCAACUGCCCAACUAUCAAACAGAUUAGAGACCAGGGGUCCUGCGGCUCUUGUUGGGCAUUUGGGGCUGUGGGAGCCAUGUCUGACCGACUCUGCAUCCACACCAAUGGCCAUGUCAAUGUGGAGGUGUCUGCUGAGGACCUGCUUACCUGCUGUGGUAGCCAGUGUGGGGAUGGCUGUAACGGUGGCUAUCCCUCUGGAGCAUGGAACUUCUGGAUAAAAAAAGGCCUGGUUUCUGGUGGACUCUACAAUUCCCAUGUAGGCUGCUUACCAUACACCAUACCUCCCUGUGAGCACCAUGUCAAUGGCUCCCGGCCCCAGUGCACUGGAGAAGGAGACACUCCUAAGUGUACCAAGAGCUGUGAGGCUGGCUAUUCCCCAUCCUACAAAGAAGAUAAGCACUACGGGUACACUUCCUACAGCGUGUCUAACAAUGAGAAAGAGAUCAUGGCGGAAAUCUACAAAAAUGGCCCAGUGGAGGGUGCCUUCACUGUGUUUUCAGACUUCUUGACUUACAAAUCAGGAGUAUACAAGCAUGAGGCUGGUGACAUAAUGGGUGGUCACGCCAUCCGCAUCCUGGGCUGGGGAGUAGAGAACAGCGUCCCCUACUGGCUGGUAGCCAACUCUUGGAAUGUUGACUGGGGUGAUAAUGGCCUCUUUAAAAUCCUUAGAGGAGAAGACCACUGUGGAAUUGAAUCAGAAAUUGUAGCUGGAAUCCCUCGCACUGACCUGUACUGGGGAAGGUUCUAAUGUUCUGUGACCUGGUUGGCCAGUCCUUAGGGAGUUUAUCCCUGCAUUUAGCUACCGAGGCUGGGAGUGAGGCAAACAGGACAGUCUUUGAAUUCAUCUAAGAUGCACGAAGCUUUCAGCAAGGCUUGAGCAACUGGACAAGAGCUACCUGCCAUCAGAGCUGUCUUCCAAGUGCUCUUUUUACCUGACUCCCUCCCAGUCUAUUCCAUGGCAGUGAUCACAGCCUGCAUCCUAGCCUCCCCCUAGACUAGUGCUGUUUGUAGUGCCUGCUGCUGCUGCUGUGGCUCUGCCUGCCACCCCCAUCCCAACAUCUCCAGAGCAUGAUAGACCCAAGAAAGAAUGGAACACCAACUUCAUGAUGAGGACAAACAUCACCUGUCAGCUGCACCUUAAAGCCAGUCCCUAUCUAGGUCUGUGGCAGACAUUGAUGGCCCAAUGCAGUUCUCUGGAGAAAGCCAGUUCUGCGUGCAUCACUCUUGAUAAUGUGGCAAGCCCUCCCUGGUCUUGUCCUCAGCCGUUGCUUUUUCAAUAGGAAUUUUAUUUUUUUGUGCACCUCAACUGAGUAUGUGAAAUGAACAGAUCUGAUUAGUUGAAGAACUGUACAGGUUUUACAGAUUCUCUCCUAAUUGUAUGGCUUAAAACAAGCUAAGUGGUCCUAGUUUGCUGGGUGACCUACUGACCUCAGACACCACCGUGAAGCUAGUCUGGCAAAAAAAAACGUCUUUUAUGUUGUAGAGUCACCGCUUCACCCUGUCAAUUUAACAAGGAAUGACUGUGCCAAUAAACCAAUUCUCCCUCUG